CCAAUAGCCCACACGCGCGCGGGCGCGCUCCAUCCACCGCACAGCGCGCACCACCACCACGGCGCCGCGCCUCCAAUCUCAUCCGAUCCUAUCCAAUGCUGCUACCCAUCUCCCGCCCCACCGACAAAUUCGCCCCGCUCGCCGGCCUCCGCUCGCUGCUCGUCCCCGACACCGUCGCCGGCGGCGGAGGCGGCGUCGUGGUGACGCGGACGAUCCUCGCGUCGCUGCCGUGCGGCGGGAGCGAGAUCGUCCGCCAAGAAAGCGGCGACGGCGAGAGCGUCGAUGACGACGAGGACGACGAGGGGUGCUGGGUACCGUACGGGCGCCGGGAGCCCGGGCGCCGGCGCCGCCUGCCGCCCCCGAUCCCGUCGCUGGCAGCCCGGAGCGCGCUGCGCCGGGCGCGCACCGACGACAGGAGGCUCGUCAUCAGCAAGGUGCGCGUCAUGCGGCCCGACUACUACGUCCGCGCGCGCCGCGUGCGCGGCGGCCGCCUCGUCAUGCGCCUCCACGAGCGCGAGGACGACGUGCCGUUGCCGCUUAUUCCGCCGCCGGACACCGCGACGACGCCGGACGAAAGGGUCGAUGACGCGCAGGCGGCUGCGGCGCCGGCGCCGCUGCCCGGUGCAGCUGGAUGUUUCGAGGACGCGGUCAAGUACCAGUACGCCGUCGGUAGCAGCCCGCUGCACCGGACGCCUUUGCUGAGGAUGGUCCAUUGAGAUUUGAGACACAUCUCGCCAAAGGUGAAAUUUUGUACGUAGUAGCUGCAUUCGCUGGUGCAUGAAUUGGGGUUGGGGAUCGCCGACGGUGGAGUUUUGUAGCCCUGUAGACCGGAGUAGUGGUGGUCAAUGCGUGCCUUUUAAUUUCAUAUUAGGUUUAUAUACUUGCAUUCUUGAUAGUACAAGAAACAAC
Molecule: messenger RNA, 909 nt
Organism: Lolium perenne
Lineage: Eukaryota; Viridiplantae; Streptophyta; Magnoliopsida; Poales; Poaceae
Source: RefSeq, a predicted model, not a curated record